Polistes canadensis is the source of this 1890-nucleotide messenger RNA. Its product is annotated as adenosine 3'-phospho 5'-phosphosulfate transporter 1. NCBI's taxonomy places the organism in Eukaryota, Metazoa, Arthropoda, Insecta, Hymenoptera, Vespidae. Gene Ontology annotation, cellular component: endoplasmic reticulum membrane; Golgi membrane. Gene Ontology annotation, biological process: transmembrane transport. The record is from RefSeq and is a predicted model, not a curated record. The transcript is spliced from 8 exons. The coding region runs from base 253 to 1632 and encodes 459 amino acids. Gene Ontology annotation, molecular function: 3'-phosphoadenosine 5'-phosphosulfate transmembrane transporter activity.
GUGGUAAUAUUGUUUUACAUAAUCGUGAGCGGGAGAUAAGGAAUUAUUAUAUAUCUUUUGAACAUGAUGAACACUUCAUGAGAAAGCAUGGAGAAGUUCAUUCCAACUAUUUGCUUUAUUUAUUGUCCUAAAAUUCAAGACUAUAUAAGUAUAUUAUAAUUCGUAUGCAAAUAUCGUGUUAAGUUUAUAAAAUAUCUGUUAUUUUUUAUUUGGAUAUUUGAAUAUUUUCAAACAGUUACGAUUGGAAAGGUUAUGGGAGCUUAUGGGAUAUAUUGGUUUGAUAUCAGUUUCCAGCUUACCAAAAGCAUGGGGAAUUUUAUAGGAGAUAUUAUUAUUUGCACACUGCUACUAUUUUCAGUGAGUAUUGUAUUUGGAACCAGUGAGAUUAUAAAAUACCUUGCAAACAACAGCGAAGAGUUGUUACAAUCUACUUCAUACAGUUGGAUUCUUCGACUAUGUUUUAACCUAUUUGGUUAUAUUACUAUUUUAUUACCAGGUUACCUUAUAUAUAAAUAUGUAAGGUACAGUAAAUAUAUACAGAGAAGUGAUAAAAGCUGUAUUCCAAGAUUGAUUCACUCAUGUUUCCUUGGACACACAGAAACAGGUCUCUUAGAUGCAUCUUCUUAUACACCAACUACCACCAGUCAACGUACGUUUACUCAGGAUUGUUUCUUACUCACUUAUUGCUUCCUCGGAUUGCAAAUUAGUUACUUGACAUGGGGUUAUUUACAAGAGAAAAUAAUGACUCAGGUUUACGAGGAUAGUUCUGGUAAUCAGGGCAGUUUUGAAGAUUCACAAUUUCUAGUAUUUAUAAAUAGAAUACUUGCAUUUCUCAUGUCCGGAUUAUAUCUUAUUAUUAAAACACAACCACCACAUAAAGCACCACUUUACAAAUAUGUAUUUUGUUCCAUGUCGAACAUUAUGAGCAGUUGGUGUCAAUACGAAGCUCUUAAAUACGUUAGUUUUCCUACACAGGUUUUAGCAAAGGCUUCGAAAAUUAUUCCUGUUAUGAUAAUGGGAAAAUUAAUAUCUCGCACAAAAUAUGAAUAUUAUGAAUAUGUUACAGCAAUAUUUAUUUCCGUUGGAAUGACAAUGUUCAUGUUAAAUAGUUCCGACCAUCAAAAGGACGGAGCUACUACCGUUUCUGGUGUUAUCCUUUUAGGUGGUUAUUUAUUACUAGACAGUUUUACGAGUACCUGGCAAAAUGCACUUUUUGUUGAAUAUGGUACAACCAGUGCACAAAUGAUGUGCGCCGUAAAUAUGUUUUCGUGUUUAUUGACUGUUACUUCUCUUAUACAGCAAUCGAGUUUUCCUUUAAUAUAUUAUUUCAUGAAAAAGUAUCCUAGAUUUAUAGUGGAUUGUUUACUUAUUUCCAUUUGUUCGGCGAGCGGACAGCUAUAUAUUUUCUAUACAAUCUCAAAAUUUGGUCCCAUUACUUUUGUAAUAAUGAUGACCAUAAGACAGGGAUUGGCUAUAUUGCUGUCAUGUUUAAUAUAUAGCCACGAAAUUAAAAUAAUUGGUAUAUUUGGCAUACUUCUUGUAUUUGGCUCAGUAUUCCUUCGAAUUUAUUGUAAUAAUGUAACACGAGCUAUAAAGAGACGCAGAGCUGCGGCAAAUGCUGUAAAAGAUUAGGAUUAUUUAAGUUAAUUAUUACGUAAAAUCUCAUACGAUCUGAUUUUUAAUAAUACAUUAUUUUAAAUACUUAUACACGUCUUACGAUAAUAAUUAGAUAAGACAUGUAUAUCAUCAUCAUAGAAUUUUUAUAAUUCUUAUUCUUCGUGUUAGAUUUAAUAUAUUGUACAGAUUUUGAUAUAGUAACAUUUAAAAACGCUUAUUACAAGUUAAUGUAUAUAUAUAGUAUCUUUUAUUUCAAUUAAAUUGAUCAUCAUA